Molecule: messenger RNA, 1428 nt
Organism: Nicotiana tabacum (common tobacco)
Lineage: Eukaryota; Viridiplantae; Streptophyta; Magnoliopsida; Solanales; Solanaceae
Product: rho-N domain-containing protein 1, chloroplastic
Biological process (GO): DNA-templated transcription termination
Source: RefSeq, a predicted model, not a curated record
AGGGAACGAUAUAUAAAAGGCAACAGAAGCUAAAGCUAGUAUAGAGCCGAACAACGAAAAUGCGAAAGUCUGAUUGAGACUGAAGACACUUUCCUAUGUUUUCUCAAGUUCUAAAAAUGUCUAGCGCCAUUGAUUUCACUCCCAGGAAUCUUCCAGGGUUUGGUUCCCCAGAAGGUAGUUGUCUUCCCUGCUCAGGACUAUCAGGGAGAGCAGUCACCUCUCGUGGUGAAUAUAAGCACUUUUCGAAGGUCAAGAUUUUAAAUUUGAAAUCUCCUUACAAGAGUAAAUCUUUUUUAUGUAAUGCUAGCUUCAGCAAUCAUAAAAGAAAUCCAGAUUUUUCGAGGCAAAACAAGUUUUCCAGGGGCAGGAACAGGCAAAAUGAAGAGAGAGACAGUUAUGAUAAUUUAGAAGAAUCUGAAAUGCUAUCUUCACGAAAUGGACCACUGCUUACUGCAUCAAACACUUCAAAAUUCCAAGCUACAGCCACUCCAGGUCCAAGGGAAAGGGAGAUUGUUGAACUAUUCAGAAAGGUCCAGGCUCAGCUCCGGGAAAGAGCUGCAAUCAAAGAGGAGAAAAAAUCUGAAGAGUUGCAAGGAAAGGGUAAAGAGAGUGAAACUGUUGAUUCCCUUCUCAAGCUUUUAAGAAAACACUCAGUUCAGAAAGGGAAGAAAACCAACAGCAGUAGAAGCAGCAACUUUGUCCUUGACCAGUCAGAUCAGAGCAAUGUAUUCUCUGAAGAGAGAGCUGGCAAUAACACUGAACUAAAUAGCAAUGUGAACCAUGUGGCACAAGAUAGUGGGACCCCAGUUGUUAACCGGCCGAAGUCAAAUUUCCAACGUAGAUCUCCAGUUUCCCGAACCAAAUUUCAGCCUGUUUAUCACGAGGGAGGUACGGAUAACCUUGUUGCCUGUACUGCUACAGAUACGACAGAAAAGGACAUACAUCUGGACCCUGAACUUAGCCGAAUUCCCAAAAAUAAGGUUGAUUCUAGUGCUCAUUCUGACAUUGAGCCGAUUUUCUCAGAUGAAGAUGUGUUUGAUGAGAUGGCUGACGAUGAUGCUGCCAAAAUGUUUGAAAAUGUUGAUGCUAAUGAUGAAGAACAACAUCAGGUUGGUGAGGAAUUAGCUGAAAUGAAGCUGACUGAACUGCGAGCUAUUGCUAAGUCUCGUGGUUUGAAGGGAUACUCAAAACUGAAAAAAGUAGAGCUCAUUGAGUUGCUAAGUGCUGAUCAAGUCUGAUCUUUUUGUUUCACAAGUGAUGAUAGAUUGUAGAAUGUUCUUGCACAUUAGUCUUUUAAUUUCUACAUCCUGUUUGUCUUACACUGUACUUUUUCUCUUGAUGAUGGUUUCUAGUCAGAUUGGACAAUUUUGUAUACUUCAUAUAUGUAACAGUUUCUGCGUUCAAUACAUGUUUGACUAGUUUCUUAUA